AUGAGUCCCCUAAAAUUGGAAACCUGUAAAUCAUAUAAAACAUUGUUGUCACUAAAAACAGAGUUAAAAAACCAAAGCCUAACAACACUGUUAGCCGAUCACGACAGAUGUGAUAAGCUUAUUAAGACUUAUGGAGGCGUGACUCUGGACUUGUCUAGAGAGCUAUUAACUUUGGAAUCUUUCGAUUUGUUAGUGUCGCUAUGUAACGAACUCAAAAUUAAGGAGAAAUCAAUGGGCCUGUUCACAGGAGACGUCUUAAACUCCUCAGAACACAGACCAGUCCUGCAUACGGCCCUAAGGUUGCCCAGAGAUGAGGAAUUUCAUCUCGACGGACAGAACGUCACGCGGGAUGUCCACCACGUACUGGACCAGAUCAAGCAGUUCUCGGAGGACGUUAGAUCUGGCAAAAUUGUAGCGUCAGAUGGAAAACCAUUCGACAGUUUUCUGUGCAUAGGAAUCGGCGGCUCAUUCCUAGGAUCCUUGUUUACCACAGAGGCGUUUAUGGGAUACCCUCCCGCGCGAGAAUCAAGCAAGAAUAUGAAGGUCAGAUUCCUUUCAAACAUCGAUCCCGCCUCUCUGAGAUCAGUUACAUCGGAAUUGGAUCCAAACAGGACAAUGGCCAUCGUGACCAGUAAAACCUUUUCAACAAUGGAAACUAUUAAGAACGGGUACUCGGUUAGGAAGUGGCUCACGGACAACAUCGAAAAACCCGAAUUAGUAGGAAACCACCUGUGUGCUAUUAGCACCAAUGUGAAGUUGGCGUCGGAAUUCGGCAUCGAUGAAUCCCGAAUUUUUCCUUUCUGGGAAUGGGUUGGAGGAAGAUUUAGUGUUUGUAGCUCGGUGGGACUGGUACCACUGAGUCUAAUGUUCGGGUACGACAUGGUAGAAUUGUUUUUGAGGGGAUGCAGAGACAUGGAUCUCCACUUUAAAAACGAGCCCGUCGAGAAUAACUUGCCCUUCUUGAUGGCCUUGACGUCAUUUUAUAACUCAACCAUCCUGGGUUAUAACGUAGUGGCUCUACUCCCCUACAGUCACGAUUUAUCAAAGUUCCCCCAGUACGCACAGCAGUUAAUCAUGGAGAGUAACGGAAAGUCAGUAUCCAACUCUUCAGAAGUCCUAACUUACGAAACGUCUGAAAUAUACUUCGGCGAAUGUGGAACCAAUGGACAGCACAGUUUCUAUCAAAUGUUACACCAAGGCCGCACAGUGCCAUGCGAGUUCAUCGGAAUCAUUAACUCACAUAACAAUGACAAUAAACUAUUCAGUCGUGUAAAUCAUCAUGUCGAACUAAUAUGCAAUUUGUUCGGACAGUUGGACGGUCUCGCAUUUGGAAAAAGCCCAGGAGUCAUGACCAGUAAGGGCGUGGAUGAAAAAAUGGCAAGGUUCAAAAUGUCCAACGGCAACAGACCAUCACUGUUGCUGCUCUUUGACGAACUUACACCCUACUCAGUAGGCCAACUAAUAUCUCUGUAUGAACACAGAACAGCAGUUCAAGGGUUCCUAUGGGAUAUUAACUCAUUUGACCAAAUGGGAGUGGAGCUCGGAAAGGAAUUGGCUAACAACCUCAGGUCUCUGUUCCAGAAGGGAGUCGAAGACUUCAGUAACCAGGAGGACCUAGGAACCCUCAGUUACUCGACGACGGUCCUUUUGAAGAAGUUUAUGGAACGCUACAGGCCCGAAGAAUAA
Molecule: messenger RNA, 1686 nt
Organism: Theileria orientalis strain Shintoku
Lineage: Eukaryota; Apicomplexa; Aconoidasida; Piroplasmida; Theileriidae
Product: glucose-6-phosphate isomerase
Exons: 8
Coding region: 1-1686 (561 amino acids)
Biological process (GO): gluconeogenesis; glucose 6-phosphate metabolic process; glycolytic process
Cellular component (GO): cytosol
Molecular function (GO): glucose-6-phosphate isomerase activity; carbohydrate derivative binding; monosaccharide binding
Source: RefSeq, a predicted model, not a curated record